GGCUCCCGGGACUCGGGUGGCAGCGAGAUGUCUGGGGCUGAGUGGGAGCGACCUUUUAAAGAACUUUUGGGGAUGGGGAGGGUGAAGUCUACACAGCGCGUCGUACUUUUCAAACUUGCUGUUUCCCGGAGUCGAGGACCCGAGCGCCCUGCGCCGCGCUGCGUGCUCUCGGGGCGGUGGGGCUGGCCCGGGAUGAGCUGGGCAGCCCUCUCCCCUCGGGCUGCGCGCCGGGCCGCUCCUCCCCCUCCCCCUCCCCCUCCCCUUCCUCCGCUCCUUUCCCCUUCCCGAGCGGCCGGCUCUGCCAACUAGCUCCCAGCGCGAGCCGCCGCGGCCGCCGCAGCGCCCCGCCGCCGGGACCUGAUGCUCAUCCGUAGUAGCCGUCCGAGCGCAGGAAUCCGGCCCGACCCGCGCCGCCGCGCCCGCCGCGCAAUUUAUUUUUAACGACCACUGCGGGGACUCGGAUGGUGCACGCACCGCCGCCUGAAACAUCUUCCCAGGGUUGCUCUCCAUCUUCCGCCCUCGCUCCCCCGACAUCCUCCCCCCCUAUGUGGGAGGGGAAACUUUUCUCCUACAUACUUUCGAGUCCCUCUCGGGCCGAGCAGCGCGGAGAUGACGGCGCCCGCCUGCUGCCGCAAGGUUGCUCCUGCUCUGCUCCAGAGGUGGUGGCUUUGAGGCGCGACCCUGCACACAUUUGGGCCCAGCCAGUGCCAGCUCCUCAGUAAGGAGGCCAGUGUGAUAAGACCAAAAAAAAAACAGUGUCAACGAGUGAUAUCAAGACAAGAAAAAAGGAGUGAAGCACAGACUCAUUUCCUACUCUGCGUGGAUGAUAGCUAUAGCAAGGAGAAAUCUCAUAGUAUAUCAGUUGGGGCAGAAAAUGGAGUUCUAUGGCAGAGGCUUCUUAGACGCAUAACCCUUGUCCCAAUGACGUCAAGUUCGCCCAUUGGCUUGGAAGGUUCAGACUUGUCUUCCAUCAACACCAUGAUGUCAGCGGUAAUGAGUGUAGGGAAGGUCGCCGAGAAUGGCGGGAGCCCACAGAGCAUCAAGUCCCCCACGAAGCCACCAGGACCAAAUCGGAUUGGCCGAAGGAACCAGGAAACGAAAGAGGAGAAGUCUUCCUAUAACUGUCCCCUGUGUGAAAAGAUUUGCACUACACAGCAUCAGUUAACUAUGCACAUUCGUCAGCACAACACGGACACUGGAGGGGCAGACCAUUCAUGCAGCAUCUGCGGGAAGUCGCUGAGCUCAGCCAGCUCCCUGGACCGCCACAUGCUGGUGCACUCUGGCGAGAGGCCUUACAAGUGCACUGUGUGUGGCCAGUCUUUUACCACCAAUGGGAACAUGCACAGACACAUGAAGAUCCAUGAGAAGGACCCUAACAGUGCCACAGCUGCAGCCCCUCCAUCCCCGCUGAAGCGCAGGCGGCUGUCCUCCAAAAGGAAAUUCAGUCACGAUGCCGAGUCAGAGAAAGAAGACCCAGCUCCUGCUAAUAAAAAGAUGGUGGAAGGUGGGCACUCAGGUGACUUGAAGACGAAGGCUGAUGAAGUAUUUCACUGCCCAGUAUGUUUCAAGGAGUUUGUUUGCAAGUAUGGACUGGAGACCCACAUGGAGACCCACUCAGAUAAUCCACUAAGAUGUGACAUCUGCUGCGUCACCUUUCGGACACAUCGGGGAUUGCUGCGCCACAAUGCACUUGUCCACAAACAGCUUCCCAGAGAUGCGAUGGGAAGGCCUUUCAUCCAGAACAACCCUUCCAUUCCUGCUGGCUUCCACGACUUGGGAUUCACUGACUUCUCCUGCAGGAAAUUUCCUCGGAUUUCUCAGGCCUGGUGUGAGACCAACCUGCGCAGGAGCAUCAGCGAGCAGCACCGUUUUGUCUGUGACGUCUGUGACAAGGCAUUCCCCAUGCUGUCCUCGCUCACCCUGCACAAGCAGUCCCACAUCACUGGGGACCAGGGACGGGAAAGGCUGCAAGCCAAGAUCGUAUCUGGUGACACCCUGGACCAGAAGGUUUUCCUGGCCUUGCUGGGCCUGCAGCACACCAAAGAUGUCAGGCCUAUCCUGGCCGAGGAGCCCCUGCCAGAUGACAACCAAGCAAUACAGCUCCAGACACUCAAGUGUCAGCUACCUCAGGACCCUGGCUGCACCAACAUGCUGAGGCUGUCUCCUUUUGAAGCCUCUUCCCUGGGCGGUUCUCUCACGGUCCUCCCAGCUACCAAGGAGAACAUGAAGCACCUGUCUCUGCAGCCCUUCCAAAAAGGCUUCAUCAUCCAGCCUGACAGUAGUAUUGUGGUCAAGCCCAUCUCCGGGGAGUCGGCCAUUGAGCUGGCUGACAUCCAGCAGAUCCUGAAGAUGGCAGCCUCAGCACCCCCUCAGAUCAGUCUUCCACCUCUAUCCAAGGCCCCUGUCACCCCUUUGCAGGCGAUUUUCAAACACAUGCCCCCUCUGAAGCCAAAGCCCUUGGUCACACCACGGACAGUGGUAGCCACCUCAACACCACCCCCUCUCAUCAAUGCUCAGCAGGCCUCCCCCGGCUGUAUCAGUCCCAGCCUGCCCCCGCCACCCCUGAAGCUCCUCAAAGGCUCAGUGGAGGUGGCCUCCAAUGCCCACCUGCUGCAGGCCAACUCUGGGGCCCAGCCACACACGGCCAUGCAGCUAUUCCUGCAGCAGCCAGGCAUGGAGCUACCGGCCCAGGCGGAGAUGAAGACACAGUUGGAGCAGGACAGCAUCAUUGAGGCCCUGCUGCCACUGAGCAUGGACACCAAGAUCAAGCAGGAGAUCACAGAGGGAGACCUCAAGGCCAUCAUGACGGGUCCCGGCAGCAAGAAAUCUCCAGCCAUGCGCAAGGUGCUCUACCCGUGCCGAUUCUGCAACCAGGUGUUUGCCUUCUCGGGGGUGCUGCGUGCGCACGUGCGCUCCCACCUGGGCAUCUCUCCCUACCAGUGUAACAUCUGUGACUACAUUGCAGCCGACAAGGCUGCGCUCAUCCGCCACCUGCGCACACACAGCGGUGAGCGGCCCUAUAUCUGCAAGAUCUGCCACUACCCCUUCACUGUCAAGGCCAACUGUGAGCGGCACCUGCGCAAGAAGCACCUCAAGGCCACCCGCAAGGACAUUGAGAAGAACAUCGAGUAUGUGACCAGCAGCGCGGCUGAGAUGGUAGAUGCCUUCUGUUCCCCAGACACAGUGUGCCGGCUGUGCGGAGAGGACCUGAAGCACUACCGCGCCCUGCGCAUCCACAUGCGCUCGCACUGUGGCCCCGGCCUGGGCAGCUACCCCAAAAGCCACAAGCCUUUCGAGUGCAAGGAGUGCAGCGCCGCCUUCUCAGCCAAGCGCAACUGCAUCCACCACAUCCUUAAGCAGCACCUGCACGUGCCAGAGCAUGACAUUGAGAGCUACGUCCUGGCAGCGGAUGGCCUGAGCCCCAAGGAGACCCCCUCUGCCGAAGCCUCGGGGAGGAUGGAGGAGGGCAGCGGGGCUUUUGGUGAGCACAGAUCCCUUGCCACCUUCCUGGAGUCCCAGAACGGCUAUCUUCAUGGGAACCCCACCCAGCCACCACCCCCCCAUGUCACCAUCAAGUUGGAGCCCACCAGCAACUUCUCAGUAGACUUCAAUGAGCCCCUGGACUUCUCCCAGAAGGGCCUGGCCCUGGUCCAAGUGAAGCAGGAAAACACAGCCUUGUUCCUGAGCCCUUCUUCCUCAGCCCCGUAUGACUGCUCCAUGGAGCCCAUUGACCUGUCUGUCCCCAAGAACUUCAGAAGAGGAGACAAGGAUUCUGCUGCUCCUGGUGAAGCCAAGAAGCCUGAGCAAGAACCAGGGAGCAGGGAGCAAUCCUCUCCCUGUCCACCCCUGUGCCCUACUCUGCCAGUGACCUUGGGCCCCAGCGGGAUCUUGGAAAAACCUUUGGCCCUUUCAGCAGCAGCCUCGGCAGCCACUGCUCCAGAAAGCCAUGCUCAGCCGCUGCAGGGCUCCGUUCAGGUCGCUGUCCCCAUUUACCCAUCAGCCGUCAUCAACAGCUCCCCUCUCUUGGGCAAUUCCGCCCUCAUAAGCAGCCCGGCCUUGUUGCGGCCCCUACGUCCCAAGCCCCCCUUGCUCUUGCCAAAGCCACCGGUGACAGAAGAGCUUCCCCCACUGGCCUCCAUCGCCCAGAUCAUCUCAUCUGUGUCCUCAGCCCCCACCUUGCUGAAAACCAAGGUGGCUGACCCAGGGCCCACAAGCACUGGCAGUAACACCACAGCUUCGGACAGCUUAGGAGACACCGUCGCCAAAGCGGCCAGUGCCCCCACCAACACCACCAGCCCAAAAGAACCCAGCGACCCACCCACUGCUGCCAGCAGUCCAGAGGAGGCUUCGCCCACGGAGCAGGGGCCAGUCGGCUUGUCAAAGAGGAGGGGCCGGAAAAGGGGGCUGAGGAGCCGACCACGCACCAGUAGUGGUGGGGUGGACCUGGACUCCAGCGGGGAAUUUGCCAGCAUUGAGAAGAUGCUGGCCACCACAGACACCAACAAGUUCAGUCCAUUCCUGCAGACAGCGGAGGAUGAUGCUCAGGACGAGGCGGCCAGCGCUGCCACUGACCACAAUGGGCCCAGUGAUGAAGAACAGGGCGGCCCCCCGGAAGACAAGCUGCUGAGGGCAAAGCGGAACUCCUACGCCAACUGCCUGCAGAAGAUCAACUGUCCCCACUGCCCCCGCGUCUUCCCUUGGGCCAGCUCCCUCCAGAGGCACAUGCUGACACACACUGGUCAGAAACCCUUCCCUUGUCAAAAAUGCGAUGCCUUCUUUUCCACCAAAUCUAACUGUGAACGCCACCAGUUGCGCAAACACGGAGUUACCGACUGCUCCCUGAGAAGAAAUGGGCUUGUUCCCCAGUGCAAAGGGAGUGCUGUUGGACCCCAUGACAGCACAGACAGCCAGUCGGACGUGGAGGCGUCAUCCGCAGGAGGCGAAGUGCUGGACCUCACCUCUCGGGAGAAGGACCAGCCGUGGUCCGAGGGGGCCCCUGAGCCCAGCCAGGUCAAAGAAGAGCUCCCUGUAGAGGAGCUGACUCAGGGAGUGGCUGAGCCUGUGGAUGGGGAGGAGCGGGGAGCCGAGGAGAGCCCAGAGGCUGAGGGGAGGCACAGUGCAGAGGACAGGGAGGAGGACGCGGACGGCCCGGAGGAAGACACAGUCAGCAACAAGAGCCUGGAUCUCAAUCUUGCCAGCAAGCUGAUGGGUUUCAAGCUGGCCGAGGGGGGCUCGGGUGCUGUGGGCAGCGGAGGCCCGGCCCCACAGGACCAGAAGCACACCUGCAACACCUGCGGCAAGAGCUUCAAGUUCCUCGGGACCCUGAGCCGCCACAGGAAGGCCCAUGGCCGUGAGGUGCCCAGGGAAGAGAGUGCGCUCCCGCGGGAGAGCCAGAGUGAGAGUGGGGUGGCCGAGGGGUCGAUGCCUGUCCCCGCUGCUGUCACCCCUGCGCUGGAGCCGGAGGAGAAGCCUGAGCCCCCGGCCGAGGGGGAGGCCAUGUCGGAAGGCGGGUCAGAGAAGCGGAGUGAGGAGGCUGAGGGCACCUCUGAUGGGGAGGGCACAGCUGAGAAGAAGUCCUCAGAGAAGAGUGACGAUGACAAGAAGCCAAAGACAGACACCUCCAGAAGUGUGUCCAGCAAGGCAGACAAGAGGAAGAAGGUCUGCACCGUGUGCAACAAGAGGUUCUGGUCUCUGCAGGACCUGACCCGGCACAUGCGGUCCCACACGGGAGAAAGGCCAUACAAAUGUCAGACAUGUGAGCGAACCUUCACCUUGAAGCACAGCCUGGUUCGCCAUCAGCGGGUCCACCAGAAAGCCAGGCACGCCAGACAUCACGGGAAGGACAGUGACAAGGACGAGCGGGGUGAGGAGGACAGUGAGAGCGAGUCCACCCACAGUGGCAACAACCCUGUCUCGGAGAACGAGGCCGACUUGGCUCUGCCCGCCAGCAACCAUGUGGCUGUCACCCGGAGCCGGAAGGACAGUCUGGCCAAGGACACCAGCCGCAGGGAGGACCGGGCCAUGGGUCGGACGGCUAGUGCCAUGCAGGCUGAAGCCGGCAGGGGUGCGCCCAAGGCCGUUCCUCCGGGCAGCCCCAAGGAGCAGGCGCCUCAGGGUGACCCUGACCCAGAGAGCCCGGUGGCCCUCGUGCAAGACCUGCUGGAGCUGAAUGGCAAGGGCCCUGCCCACCCCGGCCUGGCCACCGACGGCGCCUCGCCACUGCUGGGGAUGGAGUGAUGGCCCCUGCUGCCCCGGCACACAGACAGGCAGCAGGGCACAGUGCCCCAAAUCGACGUUUCAGCAGGUUCCCUGGGGGCCCCUCCGCUGUUGGAGAGAGGCCAGCCGCAGAGGGCCCGCCCCCUCGGUGCCUGCGCAGGAGACCAGCACAGACAGUUCGAGUGCCUUAACUACUUACCGGUCCUUCAGUGUCAUCCUGGAUGUUGUAUUGUCCCAGAUGACUUUAAAACACAAAGCAAAUAUUGUGAUGAAUUAUUUGGAGAGAACCUUCCAUUUAAGCAUCAACGUGACCUUCUGUGUUGCUGUGUGAGAGCUCAACUCAGCAAGUCUGUGAUAGUAAUGUCUGUUCUGUGAGCCAGAAGCAGAAGAAAAAACGUGCCCUGGGACACCCACAGCCAAUAACUGGAAGAAAGUGAUGUGAAUUUCAUGUAAAUUACCAGGGGUAAUGUGGAUAAAAUGCUCAUUUCUAAAAUAGACUUUUUUUUUGGUCUGCUAUGUGGUGGUGGAGCUGUAACUUCGUCCUGGGUGUUGCAGAGUGUCGUUGAUGGAGGUUCCCAGUUUGGCUCAGGCUCAAACCAGGACAGAUUCUAGCAUCCACCUCAUACCUGUUCCCACUCUUUCAGCAUUAGACAAGCUGUUUUCUGUUCAAGACACUCAAGACAUUUGUUCUUAACUUACAGAGAAGAGUUACCCCAGCAACUUAAUGUAUGGAGAACACACACAGACGUCAUGUAUCUGGUUUCCCCCUUUCGGUAUAUAUAUAAUUAAUAUUAUUAUUAUUAUUAUUAUUAUUAUUAGUUCAUCAGUUUGCUGGUCUCUGCAGUCAGCAGAAACAAAUGGGCAAUAUUUGUCCUGGAGACCUGGGUGCCUGGGUCACGCAUAAGCAUCUGCCCGUAGCUUUCCUUGCCACCCGAGGGUGGGAGCUCUUCUACUGUACUCAGACAAGCCUUUCUUCCGUGACUGCAGACUCCAGCAGGUUCUCCACGUGUGGCUGAGGAGCAGCUCAGAGGGGAGAGGAGGGCACAGCGCCCGGGGCUUCCGAGGAAGCCAGGCCGUGAGGAGACCUGCCACUCACUGGUCUUCUGCCAAACCCAGCCCAGCCUUCCCCGCGUGUGCUACUGUCAUUUGCAAAGCGAGAAAAUACUACUACUGGUAAUAAAACUGCACAUGCAAGAUUGAAGACAAGACAUAGAUAGAUUUAUAUUUACCUUCCUGCGAUUUGGGAUUGGUGCUUGAAAAUAAACGUCGUUUCUAGUUUCUGAAAUAACGAACCCCCGGGUGAAAAAAGGCAGGGUUUUUUUGGUUUUGUUUUUGUUUUUUGUUUUUUGUUUUUUUGUUUUGUUUUGUUUUUUAAGCAUCCUAUGCAGGCAACAGACUUCCCUCGCUGCAGGUGCCAGCAGUGAAAAGAAAUAUAUCCUACUGUAGCUGAGAUUCUUCAGCAUCCGGCCUGCAGCUGGGACCCCCAAGACGCCGAGGCCUAGUGCUGCCGGGCUCUCUGUGCUGCUCCACCCCUCAGACCCUCCUGCCUCGCCCCCGGGGAACCCCCGAGUGCCCCUGCCUCCCUCCCCAGGGCCCUGAGUGCACCUCCUUCACACUCUUAAGUGUGCAGCAGAGGCACACGGACCCUUUUCUCCCACUUCCUCACCAGUUGCUGGUGGCCAAAAUCCAACCACCCAGACUUCAAAGGAAGAUACAUAGUCUUGAAUUAAUGGGAAGUGAUAUCUUUGCAUGUGAAAGGAAAGAAGUCGAGGUAUAUAUAAAACUUUUAACUGUAUUAGGGAUGUAUGAACCAGUCUCAGAACGAGGUGGUUAUUUGCUCUAGGUGAAUGCACAUCAGAACCAAGGAUCCCUGUGUCACUUCACACCCAGUGUGGUCUGCUCAGUUAAAACAGCCAGUCCAUGCAUCCCUUUGUUUUUUAUGACGAUUGUUGUUCUUUUUGUUGUUAUUAUUUGGGGUUUCUAGUUUUGUUUUGUUUUGUUUUGUUUUCCUUUGCAACUCUCCACGCUAAAACUCACAACAUUGUGGAGAGAAGCCGUGACUUAACUCGAUGCUGCAGUGAGAUGCAGCAGGAACCGCCCCAGCCGUGCAGCGGGGGUUGCCGCCCGCAAUAAUCACUAUUGAUUGAAAGCUUUAUUUAGCCUUCCUCUGUGCCCUCUUAGUCAAUAAGGUCUUGCCACAUUUUAUUAGUGAGGCUGAGAAAUGUAUUGUUUGUUGUUCUGCCCCCUUCCCCUGUAUUAAACUGUGAAAUUUGUGAUUUGUUUAAACUCUGGGUGAAUCAUAGCUUAGUUGCAUGUCCAGCUAAUUUGUUUCUAUACAUUUUGUUUGAUUCUCUUUCUCCUCUCAGGGCUUUUACAAAAAAUAUAUAUAUAUGGAUCUUCUGAAAAGUUUUUUGAGGUGCAAGUUUCUCUCUUGUUUUUCUCUUUGAUUUGUGGACACAGUGCUGAGAUUCAAUCACUACAUGAGACUUCUGGCUGUGAAAACGAAACAAAACACCCAGGCGGCUGUUUUCGCCAGCAGCCCCAGGGAAGCUACGUGACAGUCGGUUGCCAGUUUCAGAAAGAUUCGUCCUACCCUCGACCCUCUGUUUGUCUUUCUUCUCCUCUCUUUUCUUCAAGAAGGAAGUUGAUCCUAGCGAUUUCAGCCCAUGCAUUAAACAGGAAACAAUAAUAAGUAUGUAGAAUUCAUAUUUUUCUAAAGGGAACUUAAAAACUGCUGCUACAUAUUAUGUACAAAACUGGUUUAUGCCACAUGAACAGAAUCACAAGUUUAGUUUUGGUACUUUUGUUCCUCUUUGUAUUCAGUUGUAUAGUACUUUCAAAUUCAAAAUGAGAAGAAAAGCUGUUCUGUAUCAAACCAUCUAAGCAAUAAAUGUUAUAUUUUUAAAAUGGCA
Artibeus jamaicensis (Jamaican fruit-eating bat) is the source of this 9128-nucleotide messenger RNA. RefSeq names its product ras responsive element binding protein 1 (gene RREB1). Bases 922 to 6237 code for a protein of 1771 amino acids. The record is from RefSeq and is a predicted model, not a curated record. The transcript has 13 exons. NCBI's taxonomy places the organism in Eukaryota, Metazoa, Chordata, Mammalia, Chiroptera, Phyllostomidae. Gene Ontology annotation, biological process: regulation of transcription by RNA polymerase II. Gene Ontology annotation, molecular function: DNA-binding transcription activator activity, RNA polymerase II-specific; RNA polymerase II cis-regulatory region sequence-specific DNA binding. Gene Ontology annotation, cellular component: nucleus.